This is a messenger RNA of Diabrotica balteata, 354 nucleotides long. NCBI's taxonomy places the organism in Eukaryota, Metazoa, Arthropoda, Insecta, Coleoptera, Chrysomelidae. The record is from the annotation of a GenBank genome assembly.
AUGCAAAUUGUAAAUAUAGACAAUAUCGCUUCCACUAGUUCGAUUAGUAAAUUAUCAACAAAUCAACCAAGUAUUCGAUCAUUUAUUUCACAACCAAAAAAGAUUAGUAAAGCACAGCAAAAAAAAUUGGACAAUCUUCUAUUAAUUUUAUUUGUUGAAGACUACCAGCCGUUUUCAAUUAUUGAAGAUAGGGGUUUUAAAAAAUUUGUGACUUCCCUUAAUCCCAGCUACGUCCUGCCAAAAAGAAAAACUAUUUCCAGCUGCAUGAUACCAGCAGAAUAUGAAAGAUGUUUGAAUGCUGUUAGACACGAAGUGUUAUCAAUAACAAAUGCAACUUUAACUACAGAUACUUGA